AUGGAGAGCUUGAAUUCAGUUGUUGGCAGCAAUGAACAAAUUAAGGAACCACAUGUUAUAAAUGCAUCGGACAGUGAUUUUGGAGAAGAUGGAAUGGACGAAGUUAGCUCUAUUCCUUUUGAAUCACCAGGUGGUGGUAUGUAUUGGAAACCUCGGGUUGGAGCUGAAUUUAAACCUUAUCUAAACCAAAGCUUCCGAUCACUAGAGGAUGGUAUAGAGUUUUACCGAGAUUAUGGAUGUAAAAGUGGGUUUGAGAUCAGACGGCAUACGGAGAAGAAACAUGAGGACGGUACAGUUCUUCUUAAACACAUUGUUUGCAGUAGAGCUGGCAGCAAUGAAUCAAAGAUGGAUGUUGAUUUUGAUGAUUUUAGUAGCAGUUCGAAAAAGAGAAGGAGAACUGUAUCUAGUAGAUGUGGUUGCAAAGCUAAAGUUGUUUUUAAGUUUGAUGGUUUGAAAGGAUAUAAUGUUCUCUCAUUUGUUGAAGAGCAUUCUCAUUUUUUGGUCUCCGGUAGUGGGAAACAAUUUUUGAAGUCAAAUAGAGUUCUCGGUCUCGCACAUAAGAAACUUGUAUUUGAUGGAGCAAAAGCCAACAUGGGGCCUAACAAAACAUAUAACUUUGCUAAGGAGUUGUGUGGAAGUUAUUCUAAUGUUGGUGCUACCUGUACCGAGUUUAAAAAUUGGAGUAGGGAUGUGAAGCUUUAUAUUGGUGAUCGAGAUGCUCAAAUGAUCAUCGAGAAGUUCACGGAUAAGAAGGAGAUGAGUGAUGGAUUUUUCUAUGAUUAUGCAGUUGAUGAAGGCGGUCGAUUAACUCGCAUUUUUUGGGCAGAUGUUAUUGGGCGAAGAAAUUACGAUUUUGUUCCAUUUACUGGUCUCGACAAUUAUAAGAAGUGUGUUGUAUUUGCAGCAGGAUUGAUAGCUAAAGAGGACAUUGAUAACUAUGUCUGGAUUUUUGAGGUAUUCAUGAAAUGCAUGAUUCGCGAGCCAAAGUGUAUUGUUACAGAUCAGUGCCCUGCCAUGAAGCAAGCUAUACCAACCGUCUUUACAGAAGCACGUCACCGUUUGUGCAUGUGGCACAUCAUGAAGAAAUUUAACCAAAAGUUGGCAAAAUGCAUUUCGAAGAUGGAUGAUUUCAAGAGGAAAAUAAAUGCACUGAUUUGGAGUAUAGAUAUAGAUCCAGCAACAUUUGAAGUCGGUUGGAAAGAUGUUAUGAAAGAAUAUAAGCUUGAAAGUAAUGAAUGGUUGUGUGAACUGUAUAACAUUCGGGAGUCAUGGAUUCCAGCCUAUUAUGCUGAUGAUCCAAUGGCCGGUUUAUUGCGGACUACAUCAAUAUCAGAGAGUGAGAACAGUUUCUUUGACAAAUUCAACCGUAGAUCUGACACAUUAACGGAAUUUUAUCUCCGAUACGAGAGUGCUAUGGAGAAGCAAAGGCAUACAAACGCAAGAUUAAACUAUGAAGGAACAAAGUCGAUGCCAAGAAUGGACACGCCAUUGUUAUUGGAGAGGGAUGCAGCAGAGUUGUACACUCGAACAAUGUUUUAUGAGGUACAGAAAGAGAUAAUGUCAUCCUGUUAUGAUAUGAGCAUCGACAGUAUAUCAGAAGAAGAUGUUGUGAAGAUUUUUUCCUUAAAGGACAAAAAGAGACAUGGAAAAAUAUUUGAGGUAAAACUUAAAGAGUGUUAUGGAGAAGCAAAGGCAUACAAAUGCAAGAUUAAACUAUGA
Asparagus officinalis (garden asparagus) is the source of this 1719-nucleotide messenger RNA. RefSeq names its product protein FAR1-RELATED SEQUENCE 5-like. The transcript has 4 exons. The record is from RefSeq and is a predicted model, not a curated record. Gene Ontology annotation, biological process: regulation of DNA-templated transcription. Lineage: Eukaryota; Viridiplantae; Streptophyta; Magnoliopsida; Asparagales; Asparagaceae. The coding region runs from base 1 to 1719 and encodes 572 amino acids.